This is a messenger RNA of Penaeus chinensis, 582 nucleotides long. RefSeq names its product craniofacial development protein 2-like. Gene Ontology annotation, biological process: chromatin remodeling. Lineage: Eukaryota; Metazoa; Arthropoda; Malacostraca; Decapoda; Penaeidae. Gene Ontology annotation, cellular component: nucleus. The coding region runs from base 1 to 582 and encodes 193 amino acids. The record is from RefSeq and is a predicted model, not a curated record. The transcript is spliced from 2 exons.
AUGGAGAGAUAUAAGGUCAACAUCUUGGGUAUGACAGGGUCCAGCCAAGCGGUAGUGAAGGUUGAUUGCAUCAGUGACAGGUUGAUGGUGGUGCGGCUGUGUGGAACACCAGUAGAUCUAGUGGUGAUGGUUGUAUACAUGCCAACCAGCAAUCAUACAGAUAUGGAGGUGGAGGAAUUAUAUGACAAAAUUGAAGAAAAAUUAUCUACAUGCAGAGGUAAAGAUUACGUAGUGGUACUUGGAGAUAUGAACGCAACUGUUGGAGAAGAAAAGAUCUUGAACGUGGUCGGAAAUUAUGGACUGGGGACAAGAAAUAUCAGGGGUGAGAUGCUAGUAGACUUCUGUGUGAGAAACAAGGUGUCGAUAACAAACACAUUGUUCAAGAACAACAGCAGAAGAUACACUUGGAAAGCUCUAGGAGACAUAAGGAGAUUGCAGCUGGAUUACAUCAUCGUCAGACAAAGGUAUAAGACAAGUGUAAAGAACUCGUGUUCCUACCCAGGUGCAGAUGUUGACUCAGAUCACAAUCUGGUGAUUAUGAAAGUCGGUCUCAAGCUGAAGAAGGUAGCCAAAGCAAAAUGA